This is a messenger RNA of Didymodactylos carnosus, 1244 nucleotides long. The record is from the annotation of a GenBank genome assembly. NCBI's taxonomy places the organism in Eukaryota, Metazoa, Rotifera, Eurotatoria, Philodinida, Philodinidae.
AUGUCACGCCAUAAACUCUUGAAGGGAUCUGUUUCAUUGACCCUGACAAGUGGCGAUGAUAAAAUAGACCGUUGUGCCAUAGUACAAGCAGUGAGUACAAUCCUCGGCUCAUCUGACACAAUUGAGUCCAUCGGCAAUUUAGGCUCCAUAAGAGAAUGGUUUAUCGGAUUUGGUGAACCAUUGUCACAACAGAGGUUGUUACAGGAAGGAGAGUUGAAAGUCGGUACGCAGAGAUUUUCAAUUCAGUUACCGUAUCAAGAAACAAAAACCAUCCGGUUAAUGGGAGUACCCACAUCGAUCAGUGAUGAUGAAAUAAGUCAAAUCGUGAGCCGGUGGAGAGGUACGAUUGUUAGCGUUGAAUGUGAAAACCUUCCUGCCCCGUACAAAUCCAUAAAAACGUUUGUUAGACGUGUGCGCAUGCGUUUUCCAUCCAAAAAGGAAGAAGAAAUGGUACCUAUAUCCUUUAAGCUGUAUGGUUUAACUGUUCCAGUGCAUCUUGAAGGACGAGAAAGAGUCUGUUUCCGCUGUAAACAGUCCGGUCAUAUAAAACGUGAUUGUAUAAUAGAAAAAUGUCAAGUAUGCUAUAACUUGGGACAUAAUGAUCCUCACUGUCAAGUGAAGCGAACAUAUGCCUCUGCACUGGCACACCAAACGCCGGAUACACAUGUUCAUAUACCGACACCAACUCCAAAGAUUUCGGUAACUAUACAAGAUACUGCACUGCAACAGGAUCAGAUACCAAUAAAUCACGAUGAUCCAUCCUUGUCUCCUAUAGUAUCCAAUGCAGGUCUGUCGCAGCAUGCUUCAAGUGAUGCAAGUGUUGCUAUUUGUAACCAGGACAAAGUAGAGGCUCAAAUGAUAGAGGAAGGUGAAAAAACUCAAGACAAUAAUGUCGAUGAGAAUCAUGAUAGUCCUGCGGAUAUGCCGGACGGUGCAGAUGAUCCUCACGACGGUAUUGUCAAUGAAACAAACAUAAAUCGAACCACGCUUGAUCGUAAUCAAUGCGGCAGUGGAUUGGUAACAAGUACUCCUAGACCUCAGCUUGGUGCGUCUACGUCAAUUCUGGACCAUCCUUUUGUUGGGGAUGCAUACCAGUUGUAUAAGGGAAAUCAGGCUACAAUGAAAAGGUAUCUAAACAGUAGUGUCUCUGAUGAUAAAACACCAUCAGUGGCUCAAAGUGAACAUGAAUCCAAAAAGCAACACAUGCAUCAAUCAUCAUCCUCGUCCAAUGUGGAGGAUGAUGA